This is a messenger RNA of Pelmatolapia mariae (spotted tilapia), 2068 nucleotides long. RefSeq names its product transcription factor JunB-like. Gene Ontology annotation, molecular function: RNA polymerase II cis-regulatory region sequence-specific DNA binding; DNA-binding transcription factor activity, RNA polymerase II-specific; transcription factor binding. The coding region runs from base 730 to 1722 and encodes 330 amino acids. Gene Ontology annotation, cellular component: transcription regulator complex. The record is from RefSeq and is a predicted model, not a curated record. The transcript has a single exon. Gene Ontology annotation, biological process: regulation of cell population proliferation; regulation of transcription by RNA polymerase II; regulation of cell cycle. Lineage: Eukaryota; Metazoa; Chordata; Actinopteri; Cichliformes; Cichlidae.
UGGACCGGCUGAUAUCAGUUUGUAGCACAUGACUCAGCACCAGAUUAUAUAUCUUUACUGGUGGGAUUACUGUUGAGGAUGAAAGGCAAAGUGGCAGCGGUUUAGGUGUCCGAACAGAGCUGGAAAGCGCUCGUUGCCGUUUGUGGUUGGCUUUGAAUCGCUUUUGGGCUGUUGGUAACAUUUCAAGUGACUUGUUAAAAGUGACUAUGAGUGUGAAUGCUUGAGGGAGCCUAUUUUAUGUGUUUAUGCCUACCUGGACUCAGUUUCCCCCACGCCGAAUACGUCUUGUCGUGUUUACAGUCCAUUUUUUCCUGGAAGCUGCGUCAAGUCAAGAUCAGACGGAGACAAUACAGAAACAGCCAAUCAGAGCGUCUUCUGGAGGGCUUAUAUAAAUACAGCAGAGCGCGUCAGCCGCCUGUCAUUAACAAGGAAACACAAGUGGAGCGCACACUUGUAGAAGAACAGACUCCCCUCACGAGUGGAAUGAAAACAUCUGAGUUAGUCACUGGACUCCGCUUUGAUUCCAACUAAAGGUACAAAUCGACGACUUGGUACAGUACAGUUCCACUAUUUGGAAGUUUUGCUCUGUUUUGAUAGCUUUGGUCUUCAGUAUAGUAAUACAGCGGGACUUUUGUGCUGGAGAUUGACUCAUUUUGGGACACUGAAGCCUCGGUGUCCGAGCAACAUCUUUUGCAGCGCACUCUUGUAUUUGACUGUCUGAUUUGAAAUAUGUCCACAAUAAUGGAACAGCCUUUUUAUGACGACUCGUUUCUCUCUGCUUAUGGCCAUCCAGGCGCAGCCCUGCAGGACUACAAGCUGCUUAAGCAGAAUAUGAACUUGAACUUCUCCGAUACAUAUCGGAACUCAAACUUCAAGUCACAGCACCUGCGCGCCGACAGUGAUUUCUAUCCAGCGGGGACGGCAGAAGUGGGCUCUCUGAAGCUCGCCUCUCCUGAAUUAGAGCGACUGAUCGUCCAGAGCAGCAACGGGGUCAUCACUACGCCGACACCUGCUCAGUACCUGUACAACCGCGGGAUCACGGAGGAGCAGGAGGGCUUUGCCGAAGGUUUUGUUAAAGCGUUGGACGACCUACACAAGAUGAACCAGAUGGCUCCUCCAAACGUGUCCAUCGGCACAGGCGGGGUUGCCUGCUCGGCUCCAGCCUCGGUGUUCGGCUCAUCCAUGCAACCGGAGCCGCUUGAGUAUACAACCCUGAGCAGCUGCACCACGAACCCCAGCCUGACCUCUGCAGCCAGCUAUCCCUCCACCACCAUCAGCUACCUGCCUCAUCACCAGUACCACCAGCAUCCUCAAGCCGUUGCGCACGGAUCACACCACUUCCAGCACUCACUGGCCGGGGCCGGCAUCCACCCUCAGCGGUUCGGAGGGAUGAAAGAGGAGCCCCAGACAGUCCCCGACAUGCAGAGCAGCGACAACAGCUCUCCGCCCAUGUCUCCUGUCGAUAUGGAGAAUCAGGAGCGGAUAAAAGCGGAGCGCAAGCGGCUGAGGAACCGGCUCGCAGCCUCAAAGUGUCGGAGGCGCAAAUUGGAGCGCAUCGCCCGUCUCGAAGACAAGGUUAAAGUGUUGAAAAAUGACAACGCUGGACUGUCAAGCACGGCUUCUCUACUGCGGGAACAGGUGGCCCAACUCAAACAGAAAGUCAUGACGCAUGUGAGCAGUGGCUGCCAGCUCAUGCUAGCACCCAAAGUAAAGUCUUAUUGAAGAAAUAAUGCACUUAUUAAAACACUGGACAGUACCUGGACUGACAACUCAACCUGGUCUUUAUACGUUUUUAGUAUGAAAACUGGAUUAUUGUGAUUUCUGCCAUCUAAAGAAACAUCACCCAUACACAGAAAUAAUACAAGACUAAAACACUUAGGGCAUUUUUGAAUAAGUUUUUGAAAGUGUCGUCUUGGCGUUUCCUGUUUACAUUUUCUUUAAUUGAUAUUUGUGAUGCUUUUUAUGUAAGUUAUUUGUGUUAGAGAUACCCUCAUGGACCGUUCUUGUUGGUUUUUGUUUUUUUUUACCUGUAUAGUAAAUAUUUAAGUAAAUGACAUUAUGAAAUUAA